This is a messenger RNA of Neoarthrinium moseri, 1269 nucleotides long. RefSeq lists its product as uncharacterized. Gene Ontology annotation, biological process: protein targeting to vacuole; ubiquitin-dependent protein catabolic process via the multivesicular body sorting pathway; protein targeting to membrane. Lineage: Eukaryota; Fungi; Ascomycota; Sordariomycetes; Amphisphaeriales; Apiosporaceae. Bases 1 to 1269 code for a protein of 422 amino acids. Gene Ontology annotation, cellular component: ESCRT I complex. The transcript has 3 exons. The record is from RefSeq and is a predicted model, not a curated record.
AUGACCACCACUUACGUUUACACAACACCUGGACACUCACCUCAGCUACGUACGCCUUUCGGUGCGAAUCGAGCAAACCAGCUGUUUCAAAGAAUUCGAGCAGAAGACACGCGGCGCGAGAUGUACACACCAACACCCCCGCCACCGGUUCCCCCGCCAAAACCCAGCAGUCAUGACACAAGCCGGCUAGGCACCCCCUCCAUCUCACAGUCACCAAGACCAUCGCCUUUGACAGACAAUGGCUUCAACGGCGCCGAGGGCAAGGGCAAGGGAAUCGCUACAGACUCUUCGGGCUUGAUCCCCGCCCCGUCGCGACAUGACAGUCAACGGCUGCGGCAAGUCCCUCAAGAGAUACCUGACCCAGGCGAGGGAUGGCUGCCCAAAUUCCUCGAGGACAAAUCGAAGCAAGAUCUCGCCGACAUCCUCUCCUCUCCCGCCCAGCUCAACGCCUUGACCCACUCGCCGUCGACCGCGCACCCAUCCACGACCAACUCUCACGCCAACCUGCAGUUUGCGCUGACCGAGAACCUGACCCUGGCGCAGCACCUGCUGGACCUGGAGUCGCACCUGAACCACCAGCGGUCGAGCACGCAGGCGCAGCUGUUGUCGACGCACGCGCUCGAGCGGCAGUGGCGGCAGAAGCAGUCCGAGAUGGACGUGGCGCUGGCGCCGUUCGCGCCCGCCAGCCUGUAUACGCGGCUCACGCAGGGGCUGCAGGAGCAGGAGAUGGUGUGCGCCGCCAUGGAGGAGAGCUUCCUCGACGGCGACGGCGAAGUCGCCUCCGAGCGCGAGGCCCUCGACUGGGUGCGCCGCUACCGCGAGGCCAAGAAGCUGUACUACCUCCGACAGGAGCGCAAGGAGCGCUGGAACGAGAGGAGGGUCGGCGGCUGGCGAUUGCUCAACAUAGGCCAGUAUUUGUGGAUGGCUGAGACGCUGGCUGGCCGCAGGCUGCGCAAUAUGGCCGCUGCGAGGAGCGUUACAGACAUACGCAGUGACGGAGUCUACUUACUACUAUCUACACGCCUGGCGGAGUCAAAGACGCGCUUACAUCACAAAACCAUGGCGAUCCUACCUGCAUUCCUCGGCAUACAUACCACCGAGUGGAAGUGGCUGACGAGGUGCAUCCUAAGGGCUUGCUGUCCGCCAACACCUCGUCGUGAGCUAGCUUCAGAUGGCCUCGAGGUGGUGUGGUGUCGUCAAAUCCGCGGCAGCUGCUCCAGAGACGGACUUGAAAUCAGGCACGUUGCCAUGAUGCGAAUGGAACUCUAG